Messenger RNA from Ascochyta rabiei, 540 nucleotides. RefSeq lists its product as uncharacterized. The record is from RefSeq and is a predicted model, not a curated record. The coding region runs from base 1 to 540 and encodes 179 amino acids. The transcript has a single exon. Lineage: Eukaryota; Fungi; Ascomycota; Dothideomycetes; Pleosporales; Didymellaceae.
AUGGGGGAGGCAGUGCCUUGCUAUCUGGACUCUGGAGAACAGGAGGAGCCCCGCUGCGCUGCACUGCACUGCACUGCGCUGCAUUGCACUGCACUGCACUGCACUGGAGAGAUAAGAGCAAGUCGUCCAUCGAGACGUCACGCCUGCCUGGAGUGCAUCCUAUUCUGGGACACCACCAUCACCAUCACCAUCACCAUCACGGCGCCGGCUCGUCAUCCCCCUUGCGCCUGGCUUCUUGCUGUGCAUUCUAUCGGUCAGGCAGGGCGCAACACCAGAAACAGCUGCUCUUGUGCCACGCUGGCGCUGACUUGUGAAUGGAGGAGCUGGCCAGCAAAACAAGAUCGAGAAAAGGCAUCCAGCCAGGAGCACCACGCACUCCUCACCCACCACUGGCGCCGAGGCUCCUCACGCCAACCUCGAUGCCCGAGUCCUCUUCCAAGUGGACCAUUCGGUCUGACUGGCCUGUGGAAUGCAGCUGGCCGUCUCACUUUGCGGUUCGACGAGACACCACACCCGCCUGCUAUUAGGCAUGUCAGAUGA